AUUAUGAUUAACGCUGGGUGCGGGGACUCGGCGGCCGGGAGGGAGUCGUCGGCGCCGCGGCCGCUGCGGACGGACGCUCGCCUGCUGGCUGAGAUAUUUCAUGACUGAAAACAAAUAUACUAAAAGGAAAGCAAUAGGUCAGGUGAAAAAAGCAGAAUACAUGAUAUGAAGUUAUAUAUAAAAUGAUCAUACCUUUGUAAAACAAAAUAAAGAAGAAGCUGUGUAAAAUACUUGCAGGAGGACCACCAAGAUAUUAAUAGUGCCGAGCUUCAGAGGAAAAAGAAGCAACUAACAAAAUACUGUAAUAACAAGGAUUAUUCAAUAUGCGGUUUGCAGGGUAUGUUUUGGAGCUGGUACAGAGUCACCUUUACUUUCUAUAAGCCACAUCUUAAUAUUCUGCAUUGGUGUUCAGAUGUCCAUGGCGACAUUGAAAAUGAAUUCCUUAUUUUCACCAGAUAUAUGAGAAGAUUCAUCUUAGACAGUCUAAAUACUUUUCCUUCUGCUGGACCAGCAUGGCAGGAUUCAAGCGAGGGUGAAAAAGUGGCAGUAAAAGUUAUUGACAAGACAAAACUGGACACUCUAGCCACUGGUCAUCUUUUCCAAGAAGUGAGAUGCAUGAAACUAGUGCAGCAUCCCAACAUCGUACGCCUUUAUGAAGUUAUUGACACCCAGACCAAACUGUAUCUUAUUCUAGAACUUGGGGAUGGAGGAGACAUGUUCGAUUACAUAAUGAAACACGAGGAGGGGCUUAACGAAGACUUGGCCAAGAAGUACUUUGCUCAGAUAGUUCAUGCCAUAUCUUAUUGCCAUAAACUCCAUGUGGUUCACAGAGACUUAAAACCUGAGAAUGUGGUCUUCUUUGAAAAACAAGGUCUUGUAAAGUUGACAGACUUUGGCUUCAGCAACAAAUUUCAACCAGGGAAGAAGCUCACUACAAGCUGUGGAUCUCUUGCAUAUUCUGCGCCAGAAAUUCUGCUUGGUGAUGAGUAUGAUGCACCCGCAGUAGAUAUAUGGAGUCUGGGAGUGAUCCUUUUCAUGUUGGUGUGUGGGCAGCCACCCUUUCAAGAGGCCAAUGACAGUGAAACGUUGACAAUGAUCAUGGAUUGCAAAUACACAGUGCCAUCCCAUGUGUCUAAAGAGUGUAAAGACCUCAUCACACGGAUGCUACAGAGAGAUCCCAAGAGAAGGGCCUCUUUAGAAGAGAUUGAAAACCAUCCUUGGCUUCAGGGAGUGGACCCUUCGCCAGCCACGAAGUACAACAUCCCCCUCGUGUCAUACAAGAACCUCUCGGAAGAGGAGCACAACAGCAUCAUUCAGCGCAUGGUGCUUGGGGACAUAGCGGAUCGGGACGCCAUCGUCGAAGCCCUGGAAACCAACAGGUAUAACCACAUCACAGCCACCUACUUCCUGCUUGCUGAAAGGAUCCUGAGGGAAAAGCAAGAGAAAGAAAUACAAACCAGGUCUGCAAGCCCUAGCAAUAUCAAGGCCCAGUUUAGGCAGUCAUGGCCAACCAAAAUUGAUGUGCCCCAGGACCUUGAGGAUGACCUCACGGCCACUCCUUUGUCCCACGCGACUGUCCCUCAGUCUCCUGCUCGGGCCGCCGACAGUGUCCUCAAUGGCCACAGGAGCAAAGGCCUGUGUGACUCCGCCAAGAAAGACGACCUUCCCGAGCUAGCGGGCCCGGCGCUCUCCUCCGUGCCGCCCACGAGCCUGAAACCCCCUGCCAGUGGGCGCAAGUGCCUGUUCCGGGUGGAAGAAGACGAAGAGGAAGACGAGGAGGACAAGAAGCCCAUGUCCCUCUCAACACAAGUGGUUUUGCGCAGGAAGCCAUCGGUGACCAACCGGCUGACAUCGAGGAAGAGCGCCCCGGUCCUGAACCAGAUCUUUGAGGAGGGGGAGUCUGACGACGAGUUCGACAUGGAUGAGAAUCUGCCUCCCAAGCUGAGCCGCUUGAAGAUGAACAUCGCUUCCCCGGGGACGGUGCACAAGCGCUACCACCGGCGGAAAAGUCAGGGCCGGGGCUCCAGCUGCAGCAGCUCGGAGACCAGCGACGACGACUCGGAGAGCCGGCGGCGGCUCGACAAGGAUAGCGGCUUCACCUACUCCUGGCACCGCCGGGACAGCAGCGAGGGGCCCCCGGGCAGCGAGGGGGACGGCGGGGGCCAGAGCAAGCCGAGCAACGGCGGCGGGGGUGCGGACAAGGCCAGCCCCAGCGAGAACAGCGCGGGCGGGGGCAGCCCGGCGGGCGGCUCGGGCGGCGCCCCCGGCGGCACCUCGGGCAGCACGCGCCGCUGCGCCGGGCCGGGCGGUGGCUCCUCGCAGCUGGCCCCGCGCGGCGCCGGGGAGCUGGUGGAGAGCCUCAAACUCAUGGGCCUCUGCCUGGGCUCCCAGCUGCACGGGAGCGCCAAGUACAUUCUCGACCCGCAGAAUGGCUUGUCGUUUUCCAGCGUGAAGGUCCAAGAGAAGUCCACGUGGAAGAUGUGCAUCAGCUCCGCGGGGAACGCGGUGCCCGCCCCUGCCGUGGGCGGCAUGAAGUUCUUCUCUGACCAUGUGACGGACACCACCGCCGAGUUGGAACGCUUAAAGAGCAAGAACCUGAAAAACAACGUGCUCCAGCUACCUCUGUGCGAAAAGACCAUCUCUGUGAACAUCCAGCGGAACCCCAAGGAGGGGCUGCUGUGCGCCUCCAGCCAGGCCAGCUGCUGCCACGUCAUUUGACCGCGGCCCCCCCUUCGUCCCCCGUCGCUGGCUCCCGUCCUGCUCAGAGCAGUGAAGACCGGCUCACUUCACUCUCCCCUUUUUGGUUUUCCUCGUUUAAAGCGGGCAAUUAUUUAUUCCUUUCUCAUUUGGUCGCCUGACGAUGUGACAAUGCAUGGUCUUUGUGCAUGCUGCUAGACACUACUUUUCCAGCCGAAAAGUCUCUUUGUGUAAUUUUUACAUUUAUAAUUUUAAUGUGGAUGAUCAGGAGUAAAUUAAAAUGUGUAUUUGGAACCUAAUAUAAACGGAGCACUUAGAAAUCUGAUGUUCUGCACUUAACCUAGAGAGAGAGAAAAAAAUGCUUUUGUUUCCUUGUGAAAAAUCUAAAUUCCUGCCCCGACCUUCUGUGAAAUGGAAACUCCGUGCUCUGAGGCACACGCUGGUGUCUGAGGCAGAACCAAAGCAAUAACGUGAUGCCAACAGGCCUGGAGCCCGCGAGUGUGUGCACACUCAGCCUUCUGAGGCCUGAGCAGAGCAGAGUCCAGCCAGCGUCUGCACUGACAACCUUAAAACCAUGAUUUCGGCAUACCCACACCUGUUUGUCUUAAGCUAUAGUGUGAAAGUUUGGGCUCUUAAAAUUUAACUGAAAAAGAUUUCCUUGUUUUGUAACAGGCGAGAUAAAGUAGUUAGAUUUAUAAGGCAGCUUCCCCUGUAGUGGUAACUUAGAAGCAGACAAUCUCAUUUUGUAAUGUGACAAGGUGAACUGAUGAUGUCUUAACUCUACGUAUAGAGUACGAGUCUGUCUAACAGAACAAAACUGAUGCUCGGUGUGGAUUCCUUCCUGCGGGGCACACCCCAGGGCCCCUUUACCACCAUGUAGGUAGAAGAAACUGUAGAGCCUAAUGUAGAAGCCAAGGUGCACACAGAUACUGGCAAAGUCAAAACCCCAUAAAUUAAAAAAAAUUAUUGACAUUUGAUUUUUAGGAGUUUGAUCAUUAGGUUGUCUUUUUUGUUUCUACAUCCUUUAGCUCAGCUACCUGUGAAAAUUGGCUGAUUGGAAAAUACACAUAAAUGGGUAAAAUUCAUACACAUACAGCAAACAAAAAUGCACAAUGCCUGCUUUGUUUUUGUGGUUUUUUUUGUUUUUUUUUUUUUGCUGGAAGUGUUUUUCACUUUGCCUUCCUGCCAAAACAAUAAUCAGAAAACUCUUGCUUUAAACUAUUCCUGUACAAAGACUACUUUUGACCAGAUAAUCAUCUUUUAUGGCUUUUAUCUUAUAGGACACAGUAUAUUGUAGGCUAGUCAUUUCGGAAGGGGCCAGAUGCUACUUUUUCAUGCUGUGCCCUGGGGGGCCUUGAAAGCAAUUCCUGGUGACACUGGUGAGAGGAUGUGGCUGGCCUCCAGGGCCUUCCCACACUCAUGGGCCUCCCGUCAUGUCUCUGCAGUGACAGUCGCCUGGUGCGUGGCGUGGGCAGAGCACCAAAGGACAGCAUUCCAUUGGUCACGGUUUCUCCGAGAACACGCUGACUCUGCUCCUUUAGGAUUCAUAUAUUUUACUCAGAACUCUGAAUUUCACAGUAUACUUAACUAAGUAAAUAUGAUACUCAAAAUACUUAUUUUACUUUCUAGACCUAGACUAGAUACGUUUUAAGCUACAGCUCUAGUUCAUUGUGAUAUUUAUAAUUGAAAGCUACGAGAAUAGAUGUGUGGGUGAAGCCAUAGAACAUAUUUGCUUGAAAUUCUUGAGCAGGGAUCUUACAAAGGGCCAGAAAUAAGAUGUGUGGUUCACAUAGACAGUGAGCGUAACAUCUGUAUUAAACGUAGGAGAGAAGUUUAUAAAGGGCAUUGGCAAUAAACUCUUUGUUGCAGCUGUUUUCCAAGUAAUGUAAAUAGUUUUUCCUGUGAUUAUGUAUAGCCUUGGAAUGGCACCUUUUAACUAACCCAUAUGUGUUUGGUUUUCAAUGGUUUUUUUAUAUUCAGAUGUAUAUAUGGUGCUCACUUUUAGGAUCAGCAGUGUUGACCAUUUAUGCUGCAUAGCUGUAUCAUAGCCUUAUUAGUUGUGUGUGGUUGGUUGACCCUCUGGGUACACAGGUGUUAGUCUGAGUGGCGUCUUCCUCAUUUGUUCAUAAGUGAAUGAUUGUGCAUGUGUUGUAUGUCAUAGUACGUCGUCACAUAAAAGGGAGGGGAGCAGAUAACCAUUAUAUUAAGAUAAUAUUGGACCAAACGACUUACUUGCUCUAAACAGUUUCUUGUACCCCUUAACCUGUCUUCAGAAGUUGCAUAGUUACAGUAGUGUGUAAAUUAAAUAUUGUGGAAAAAACAA
Camelus dromedarius (Arabian camel) is the source of this 5020-nucleotide messenger RNA. It is a transcript of the gene SNRK, whose product is annotated as SNF related kinase. The transcript has 9 exons. Gene Ontology annotation, cellular component: cytoplasm. Lineage: Eukaryota; Metazoa; Chordata; Mammalia; Artiodactyla; Camelidae. The record is from RefSeq and is a predicted model, not a curated record. Gene Ontology annotation, molecular function: ATP binding; protein serine/threonine kinase activity. Gene Ontology annotation, biological process: protein phosphorylation; intracellular signal transduction. Bases 340 to 2718 code for a protein of 792 amino acids.